Messenger RNA from Anopheles maculipalpis, 1332 nucleotides. RefSeq names its product glia-derived nexin-like. Gene Ontology annotation, molecular function: serine-type endopeptidase inhibitor activity. The record is from RefSeq and is a predicted model, not a curated record. Bases 1 to 1332 code for a protein of 443 amino acids. The transcript has 4 exons. Lineage: Eukaryota; Metazoa; Arthropoda; Insecta; Diptera; Culicidae.
AUGGCCGCUGAGACAUUCUUGCCCCGGGCAGACAGCCCAGUUUAUUUCGUGCUGCUGAUCUGUGAAGAAGAGCCGGCCAUAUCAUUCCCGGGGUACAAUGAACAGUCAGAUGUCAGUACAAACAUUCGCCAAACUGGCCUCGGGCAACAGCAGCAGCCGCAGCAGCCGCAGCAACAGCAACAGCAAUCCCCUGGAGCGAUGCAAUUUGCCUGGAACCUGAUGAAGUCCGUCGUACUACCGAAACAAGAGAACACUGUCAUCUGCCCGAUACUGCCACAGACACUCCUUGCUACGCUGCAUGAUGCGGCCGACAAUGUUGCCAAAGCCGAACUGCGCUCCUCCGUGCUUGCCUCCUCGCGCGAACUGGGAAAGCUGGUCCGCAGCCAGAUAAUCGCUACCCAACAGUCGGGCGUGAACAAGCUCGACCAGGCGAUGGCUAUCUUUCUGGGAGAGAAUACCAAAAUUAGCCUACCGAUCGAAAAGAAUGCGCGCGAAGAUGGAGUAGAAAUUCUACAGGUUAACUUCCAGAAUCGUAAUGCUGCUGCUGCUGCUGCCAACAAUUGGGUGACCAAAAAGUCAAAAGGAUCUAUACGCGAGAUCGUUGGGCCCAAUACCCUCGAUCCCGCUACCCGUAUGAUUAUGGCGAGUGUAAUCUACUUCAAGGGAAAGUGGAAGCACCAGUUCACAAAAACCGAACCAGGACUGUUCGAAACUUCCGAUAGUUCCGAUAACACGAAAGCUCCGGCCGGCAAGAUGGUACCGAUGAUGUACCAGUACAACAAGCUCCGGUACGGCGAGAAAGAAUUCCCCGAUGGCAACGGUAUGCGCUGGGUCGAGCUACCGUACGAAGGUUCGGCCGGACUGUCGAUGGUGCUGAUGCUGCCAAAGGUGCGCCACCAGUUGCAGCGUUCAGCCGAUCAGCUAGACAUUGCGAGCAUGACCGAGUUGAUCGCAAGCCUGAAACAGAACCGUGGCACCAACAAGAUGCAUCUGCACGUUCCAAAGUUCAACAUGUUUAGCUCUCUCUCGCUAGUCCCGGCACUUAAGAGUCUCGGACUUAGAUCGAUCUUUGAGCGUGCGUCGGCCCUGAAAGGUCUUACGAACGAGCAGCUGAUAGUUCGAGACGUGUCCCAACGGACCUACAUCUCAAUUGACGAACAAGGUACCAAGGCGGUUUCUGCAGCGGCCCUAUCGUUUGUCGCACUCAGUGCAGCUCCACCACCACCGACCAUCAACUUUACCGUCAACGAACCCUUCCUGUUGAUGAUCGUGGACAAAACGAAUGAAUAUCCUUUGUUUGUGGGAAAGAUAGUGAAUCCGGAAUCGAACUAA